CAGAGUUAGGAGCCAGUGAGUCUCCGUCAGGCUUCGCUUGCUGGUUUACUGCGGCCCCGGACCCAGCGUUAGCGCGGACUGGGCGGACAGGGCAGAGCCAGAGUUGGUUAGUCUGGGAGGUGAAGGGCGCGGGGCCCGGCACGGCGGCGGGAGCGUGCGGCAGGGGUCUGCCAGACGGGCCGCGGACACCUCGGAGCGACUCACUCUCCAGCCGCCCGCAGGCGCAAUGAAGGCACUGAUUUUGGUGGGCGGCUAUGGGACACGCCUGCGGCCGCUGACGCUAAGCAUCCCGAAGCCGCUGGUGGACUUCUGCAAUAAGCCCAUCUUGCUGCAUCAAGUGGAGGCGCUGGCCGCGGCCGGCGUGGACCACGUGAUUCUGGCUGUGAGCUAUAUGUCUCAGCUGUUGGAGAAGGAAAUGAAGGCGCAGGAGCAAAGGCUAGGAAUCCGAAUCUCCAUGUCCCAUGAAGAGGAACCUUUGGGGACAGCUGGGCCCCUGGCACUGGCCCGUGACUUGCUCUCUGAGACUGCAGACCCUUUUUUCGUCCUCAAUAGUGACGUGAUCUGCGAUUUCCCCUUCCAAGCUAUGGUGCACUUCCACCGACACCAUGGCCAGGAGGGCUCCAUCCUGGUGACCAAAGUGGAGGAACCCUCUAAGUAUGGCGUGGUGGUGUGUGAGGCAGACACAGGCCGCAUUCACCGGUUCGUGGAGAAGCCGCAGGUGUUUGUGUCCAACAAGAUCAACGCAGGCAUGUACAUCCUGAGCCCUGCAGUGCUACAGCGCAUCCAGCUGCAGCCCACAUCCAUUGAGAAGGAGAUCUUCCCUGUCAUGGCCAAGGAGGGGCAGCUCUAUGCCAUGGAGUUGCAGGGCUUCUGGAUGGACAUUGGGCAGCCCAAGGACUUCCUCACUGGCAUGUGCCUCUUCCUACAGUCGCUGCGACAGAAGCAGCCUGAGCAGCUGUGCUCAGGCCCUGGCAUUGUGGGCAACGUGCUGGUGGACCCAAGUGCGCGUAUUGGUGAGAACUGCAGCAUUGGUCCCAACGUGAGUCUGGGUCCUGGUGUGGUGGUGGAGGAUGGUGUGUGCAUCCGGCGGUGCACGGUGCUGCGAGACGCCCACAUCCGGUCCCACUCCUGGCUUGAGUCCUGCAUUGUAGGCUGGCGCUGCCGUGUGGGACAGUGGGUAAGCCUCUGGGCUGGGCCAGAUGGGAGGGUGGGGAGUCCCUCUGCCUCGCUGACAAGCCUGCCCCGUCCCCCCAAGGUGCGCAUGGAGAAUGUGACAGUGCUGGGCGAGGACGUCAUAGUUAACGACGAGCUUUACCUCAACGGGGCCAGCGUUCUGCCCCACAAGUCUAUUGGUGAGUCGGUGCCGGAGCCCCGCAUCAUCAUGUGAGGGCAUGCUGCAGGGCUGGCUGAGCCCCCGUUUCCCCACUGGCAAGGGGAGCACUGGCUCAACACAUCAGAAGGCCCUGGACUCGUUGCCAUUUGACUGGGGAGGACAGGACAAGGCUGAAGCUGUUUGGAUACCUGCCUUCUCCCGUGGACAUGAUCCGGCAAGAUCCUUGCUGGGCAAACCCCACAAAGCCCAUUCCCUCAAGAA
Messenger RNA from Hippopotamus amphibius kiboko, 1594 nucleotides. RefSeq names its product GDP-mannose pyrophosphorylase B (gene GMPPB). Gene Ontology annotation, biological process: cell wall mannoprotein biosynthetic process; GDP-mannose biosynthetic process. Gene Ontology annotation, cellular component: cytoplasm. Lineage: Eukaryota; Metazoa; Chordata; Mammalia; Artiodactyla; Hippopotamidae. Bases 227 to 1387 code for a protein of 386 amino acids. The transcript is spliced from 8 exons. The record is from RefSeq and is a predicted model, not a curated record. Gene Ontology annotation, molecular function: GTP binding; mannose-1-phosphate guanylyltransferase (GTP) activity.